Molecule: messenger RNA, 1378 nt
Organism: Eupeodes corollae
Lineage: Eukaryota; Metazoa; Arthropoda; Insecta; Diptera; Syrphidae
Product: putative nuclease HARBI1
Exons: 4
Coding region: 241-1347 (368 amino acids)
Source: RefSeq, a predicted model, not a curated record
UUACCGAUGUCGUCUCGUUUUUUCGACGUCUCUCGUUUUCACUGUCGUCUCGUUUUUUAAAUGGCAUUCCAUAACUUCUUCGACGCGAUGAUUUUGUAACAGAUUUUAAAACGAUGAAAAAGUAACAAACAUCUGUCAAAAUCAAAAGAAAUUGAAAUAAAGUUUCAAUAAAAAAUCAUUGUUUAGAGCUCGAAUGCGGUUUUAUUGAUUUAUUGGGACCUAAAUAAAGAGGAUAUUAAAAUGAUAAGUAUCGAAAUGUAUUACAGCACAAGUAGUGAAAGUGAAGAUGAAGAGGAAAGAAUUCUGAAAGAAAAAUUUAUUAUAAGAAGAAAACAGAUACGGCACAACUCAAAUCCAUUCGACUUGCCUGAUUCAAAAUUCAAGCAGUUCUUCAGACUGACAAAAGAAGCAUUUAAGUAUUUGUUGGAUGAAAUAAGUGAUAAAAUAAGCAUUCGACAUUGUUCAUCAUCAAUUCCAAUUAUAUUGAGGCUCGCAGUCACCUUAAGAAUUUUAGCUGAAGGAAGUUACCAACACGGCGCCGGGAAUGACUUUAAUUUGGGAUUAGCUCAACCAACAGUUAGCAAGUUUUUAAAAGAAAUUAUCAAUGUCAUAGAAAGACAUAUUUGCCCCAAAUGGAUUCGCUUCCAAAUGACACCGGCUGAAAAAUCAGAAGCGAAGCUAUCCUUUUUUAAUAAGACGGGAUUUCCUGGUGUCAUCGGAUGUAUUGAUGGCACACAUGUGCGAAUAUUCACGCCCAAAAAAGAAUUCCAACACUCUUACUACAACAGAAAAGGUUUCUAUAGCCUCAAUACGAUGUUGAUUUGCGAUCAUAAAAUGCGUAUUCGGUAUGUUGAUGCAAGACAACCAGGAGCUAGUCACGACGCAAUGGUUUGGAGCUUAAGUGAAGUAAGGGGAAUGCUGCAAGAUAACUUCAAUAGUGGUGAAACAAAUAGUUGGCUUUUAGGUGAUGCAGGAUACCCACUCGAACCCUUUUUAAUUACUCCUUUUCGAUCCACGCAAGAAGGAAGCCCUGAAAGUGUUUUCAACUUAAAGCACGCUUUGACAAGAAAUAUAGUCGAAAGGACGAUUGGUAUUUUAAAAAAUCGGUUUCGUUGCCUUCUCAGCGCACGACAGCUGCAUUAUAGUCCCGAAAAAGGAACACAAAUUGUGAAUGUUUGCUGUGCUUUACACAACAUUGCAAUCAAUUACGGAUACAUAACAGAUGAAACAGAAACAAAUCUGUCAGACGAUGUAGAAGUCGAAAACAGUAUUCAGGACUUUAGUGACAAUAACACUACAGAAGCUAGAAUAAGAAACCAAAUAAUGAAUAUAUUCGUUAAUUCAUAAAUUUUCUUUUAUUAAAAACUAAAUAAACAUU